GGCAACACUUCAAAUCUCUUCAACAGUUCCUAACCUUCGGCGCAAACCCGCCCGCGAAAUAACAGGUGACAAGUCGAAAACCACUUACAACCUGAACACUACUACCAAGAUGUCGAACCCCAACAUUCCCGCCAUCAGGAGAAACUGCGCUACCCCGGACCUCCCUUCCUUGAUCCAAGAAACCACCGGCAACCCACCGCCAUUCUCUGCCACACACCAGAACCCCCGCUACCAUCAGCGUGUUAUGGUCGACAUCAUACCCACCGGCCUAAAGACAGCCUCCAGCCAGGUUUCCGAGCAGCUCCGACGCUGGCAUGAUGCUCACAAAGGCAAAUACUCGUCGACAGUCCUCAAGACCUUGGAAGACCUGGGACAGCAAGUGCAAGAGCUUUGCGAGGCCAGACGGAGCGGCGUUAUCCGGAUACGUUCGUCAGGUGACGGCGCCAAGAUUCUCUGCAUUCUGGCGCAGUUAAAGGCCAUGAGGGAAUGCAUGGAUAAAGUGGACGACAUGGAGAAGGACUGGGUUUGGGUUGAAAGCUCUGAAGCAAAGGCUCCACCUCUGGACACAGAUACUGAUGGGGAGUACGUGGUUGUGGAGAAGAACGGGGAGGAAGAUGUGAAUGGGGGGAAAGACAUUGGUGAGCAGGGCAUGGUCGCGAUCAUGCAGAUGUACCUGAAGGCUUUGACAGUCUAUUAGGGACUUCUCACGGUGUUAGAGGUAUGUGAAUGAAGUGACCUGG
Molecule: messenger RNA, 740 nt
Organism: Neurospora crassa OR74A
Lineage: Eukaryota; Fungi; Ascomycota; Sordariomycetes; Sordariales; Sordariaceae
Exons: 1
Coding region: 110-697 (195 amino acids)
Source: RefSeq, a predicted model, not a curated record